Pelecanus crispus (Dalmatian pelican) is the source of this 903-nucleotide messenger RNA. Lineage: Eukaryota; Metazoa; Chordata; Aves; Pelecaniformes; Pelecanidae. The record is from RefSeq and is a predicted model, not a curated record.
GCACUUAACUGGUAUGUCCAAGUCCCAGAGUCCUUUGUAGAUCUGUCCUUUAAUUCCCAGCAGCUGUACUGCCUGCACCUGCAGUACUUGGAGCACCUUCUGCGGUACCGCAUUAACUCUAAAAGACGGGAGAAAAAGUUCUACUGGCAUUUGAAGCUUGUAUUUCCUCACUGUCAUGCUGAAUACACUUUAAAAGGGGUGCCUGACGAUAAAACACUCGCUGAUAUCCUUAAGCCAUACAUUGAUCCAGUGGAGUCAGAUCCUGUAGUUUGUCAAAGAUUAAAAAUCUAUACAGUGUCUCCUCAGUCAGAUGUACGAAUUUUAAUGAAAAUAGAAAACAGGAGACAAAACUCUAUCAGGUACAAUGAACUGGAUGCCAGUAGAAGCCUCCUAGACAAUUUGAAAGGCAAAGUAAUAAUCGAGUAUCCAACGUUAUUUGUGGUCUUGAAAACACUGAAGAACGACAUGGUGGUUCUUGGCCAAGAUGCCAGUGAACCUGCAGAGGACUCGGACAGUGGAAGUUCAUCCCGUUCAUCUAUGGAAGAAGGGGAAAUUCGGGACAGUUUGUGACGGUUCUUUGAAAGAAGAGGGUGGAAUGAGCCUUUUCUUUUUUUUAUUUAAUUUAAUCUUUUUUUAUACAGCUGCGUUCUCAGAGGUUUGGUUUUGCUUCCAUCACUAAAGGCAGCACUUCCAAACUGCCUGCCUAUUUUUGGAUUUAGGAAUGCAUAUUUAGGAAUGUAAAUAAAGAGAUAGGGAAUUGCUGGUUCCAGAAAAAAACUGGUGUUUAAUUGCACCCUUUUGUCCAUGUAUCUUUUAUAAAUCACAGUAACCCAAAUUUAAAGUUUCCAAGUUAGUUUCAACAAUAUAUUUUUUUUCCUUUUACCCUAACAGCUCAGUGUCUGA